CACACACACACACACACGGGCGGGGCGCGCUGCCACAACGUCACACAGAGGGUUUGUACGGGGGGAUGUUCUUUCUGAGAAACGAAACUCUUGCAAACGAAGGGAGUGCUUCCUCUCUGGAUUCCUCUGAGCUGCACUGAACACACCUGCACUGCUGCCAACUGAACGCAUUGAACAGUCAUAAUGAAUCCGCAAGGCUACGACCUCAGGCAAUUCUUACAAUCUAAAAGAAUGAAGCGCUGCCCCAAUCAGACAGGACCCGUUUCUGUUACUGAAUCUCCUCUGAGAUCACUACACCAUUCCCAACCACAAAUACCAGGACCCAGCGGUGCUGAGAACGACGGGGCGGGUUUUUCCAGGACCGGACCCAGCAGUACCGCUCAAUCUCCGGACACCUCUGCACAGAACCAGGGUCGGACCGGACCGAGGAAGAGACUGAAACCUGCCAAACCCACUAUUGUCGUUAAGAAUCCGCUGGAUAAUUUGCAAGACUACGAGCUCAGGAAAUUGUUAAAAUCUAAAAGAAUGGAGAUCUGUUCCAUUGAAGACCCCUUUCUGUUACUGGGCCUCCUCCGAGAUCGCUACAUCAUUCCUGAGGACAAAUACCAGGCUAUAACCGCACUGGAAGACAGAAGUGAGCGCUCCAAAGCCCUCUACAGACUGCUGAAAGAGAUGGAUGGCACAAUCAGUCCAACGAUCCGGGUUUUUUGGAACGUCCUGUUUGAGGAUUAUAUCCUGAGUCAGUACCCCCAACUCCAGCAUCUCUACGACAGCCUCUCCAGAUGUGACGAUAGCAAAACCAAACCAUUGGUGUUACACACAAGAGUGCCCCCCACAGUGACAGCACAGCACAGUGUGAGGAAGCAUUGUGAAGCACAGAGAGAGAACGUCGGAGAUUUCAGAUUUUCUGAACAGAGCGACUCGGAGGGAGCCGGUACAAGCAGCUUGAAACGAGAUGCGGAGACGCACGCGGAGGGUUCACCCGCUAAACGAGUCCGUCAAGACAACAAAUCCCUCAAGAAAACCCGCCCUCUUCCGACUGUAAAAAGUCCAGACUUCGCGGCGGUGAGACAGGGAUUAUCCAAAAUGAAAAAGGACCUGGACACAGUGAAGAGAGAACGGGACACAGUGAAGGGAGAACUGACCACAGUGAAGGGAGAACUGACCACAGUGAAGGUAGAACGGGACACAGUGACGAGACAACUGACCACAGUGAAGGGAGAACUGACCACAGUGAAGAGAGAACUGACCACAGUGAUGAGAGAACGGGACACAGUGAAGAGAGAACGGGACACAGUGAAGAGAGAACGGGACACAGUGAAGAGAGAACGGGACACAGUGAAGAGAGAACGGGACACAGUGAAGAGAGCACGGGACACAGUGAAGGGAGAACGGGACACAGUGAAGAGAGCACGGGACACAGUGAAGAGAGCACGGGACACAGUGAAGGGAGAACGGGACACAGUGAAGGACGUGCCUUUGAAUAAAAUAUCUGCAGAGAGGGAAAGACAUAUUUACUCUGCCAACGUCGGCAGAUGCGACCAAUACGCGCUGCAGAUAUUUAAAUCCUUAGUGAAUCCCGAUAUCCUGCGCCAGUGGGCGGGUCAUGUCAAUUACAAGGGAAAGAAAGGGAGAAAAGGCGUGCCUCGAAACGUGAUUAAUGCCGUGAACGCGCGUCUCGGCCGAAGGUUUCCUGGAAUCGGAAAGAUGGAGGAACAAGCUAUCAAUAACCAGAUUAAUGGAUUUCUGCGAAGGCCCAGCACGGCUUCCCAGCGUUAAAAAAUAAUUCCUGUGCGUGCGUCAGCUGUUGUCUCCGUGCGUGUAAACAUUCUGCAGACGGGAUUAAGAGUCUGAAUACCCGUUAAGUGACGUUUUAAUGAUUUUUAAUUUUCUCAUAAUUGUAUCGUGUGCGUGUGUGUGCGUGUGCGUGUGUGUGUGUGUGUGUCCGUGUGUGUGUGUGUACGUGUGCGUGUCAGUGGGUGUGCGUGUGCGUGCGUUCGUCUGUGCGUGUGUGCGUGUGUGUGCGUGUGUGUGUGUGUACGUGUGCGUGUCAGUGGGUGUGCGUGUGCGUGCGUUCGUCUGUGCGUGUGUGCGUGUGUCAGUGUGUGUGCGUGUGUGUGUGUGGGUGUGCGUGUGCGUGCGUUCGUCUGUGUGUGUGUGCGUGUGUCAGUGUGCGUGCGUGCGUGCGUGCGUGUGUGUGUGUGUGUGUUUUGUUUCCACUGUUAAAGUGACGCUGCGACGCGCCAGUUUUGAAACAGGAAUGUCUCGGGGGACGGGGUGUUUAAUGAUAGUUUAAAUUCAGAUUUUAUUAUUAUUAUUAUUAUUAUUAUUAUUAUUAUUAUUAUUAUUAUUUAAGGUUUUGCGUACAGCGGACGUGACUCCAGCUGCCUCGAAUCUGUGUGCGUCACUCUGGCUGCGCACAGACUCGGAUCACGUGACGUGCGUUGCGUUUAGAAUCCCGCAAUCGUGAUGUCAUAUUCUGGACCAAUCGCGUCUUUAGAAUCCAGUGCCUUCAUUUUAACACGCAAGCGUCCGCUUCACAACACCGGGUUAAAUCGCUCAGAAACAUCUAUUUGAACCCUGAGCAGCGGACGCGCACGGCGUUCAAAAUGCAUAGAAUUAUUUUGAUAGCUACAAACCUUUUAUAUUUUUAGAUAUAUAAAAAAAUGCAUAGGCCUGUAUAUGUGUUAUCACACUGUUAAUAAGAACAUAAGAAAGUUUCCAAACGAGAGGAGGCCCCAUUCAGCCCAUCUUGCUCGUUUGGUUGUUAGUAGCUUAUUGAUCCCAGAAUCUCAUCAAGCAGCUUCUUGAAGGAUCCCAGGGUGUCAGCUUCAACAACAUUACUGGGGAGUUGUGAUCGCUGGAGGGGUAGAUUUAUACACGCAUAUAAUCAUACAAGUUAUAUAUUUCACAAUACAUGUGUGUAUUUAUAGAAAAAUGCAUGUGUGUGUUUAUAAACAUGUAAUA
Molecule: messenger RNA, 2967 nt
Organism: Acipenser ruthenus (sterlet)
Lineage: Eukaryota; Metazoa; Chordata; Actinopteri; Acipenseriformes; Acipenseridae
Exons: 7
Coding region: 184-1779 (531 amino acids)
Biological process (GO): regulation of transcription by RNA polymerase II
Cellular component (GO): nucleus
Molecular function (GO): DNA-binding transcription factor activity, RNA polymerase II-specific
Source: RefSeq, a predicted model, not a curated record